AUGUAUCGUGGAAUGCGAACGGUAUCAGAGCCAUCGUUCGAGAAGUUUGCAAUCAUACAGCGCACGUAUAAGGAAAAGGACAAGAAAAGGAACAAGUACAAGAUUCUCGCCAUGAUCCACGAUAGGUGCGUAGAAGCCCAACGGCGAUCUCAUUCCACCCCAUCCCAUGAUCCUUACAAGCGAGAAAUCCACCAGAAAAGCAAAGAGGAGGGACGGGAAGAGAUGAUGAAUUUGUGGAGUUUGAGGUGGAUUACUGUUGCAGGAUACUGUAUGUAUGUGCAGUAA
Molecule: messenger RNA, 285 nt
Organism: Hymenoscyphus albidus
Lineage: Eukaryota; Fungi; Ascomycota; Leotiomycetes; Helotiales; Helotiaceae
Source: the annotation of a GenBank genome assembly